Molecule: messenger RNA, 984 nt
Organism: Microthlaspi erraticum
Lineage: Eukaryota; Viridiplantae; Streptophyta; Magnoliopsida; Brassicales; Brassicaceae
Source: the annotation of a GenBank genome assembly
AUGGUCUCCUUCGACGAAGAAACCGCUCAAAAGCUGCGAACGCAGGUGGAGUUUUACUUCAGCGAUAGUAACCUACCGAGAGAUGACUUCCUAAGCAAGGAAGUGAGAAAGAGGGUAGAUGGGAUGGUUAGUCUGCAGCUGGUUUGUUCCUUCUCUCGUAUGAGAGUCCUUCUUGACAUUAGUCGCGGUAAAAUCCCUACGUUUGUAGUGACGGAAGUAGCUGAUGUCUUGCGAACAUCUGAUUUCCUUAAAGUUUCCGCCGAUGGGCUAAGGAUCGGCAGAGUAACAAAGCUCUCCAAACCUAAAGAGGUUCUUGAAAUAGUCGACAGAAGAACCAUCGCGGCUUCGCCUUUUGAGCACGACACAGAGAUGGAGGAUGUGGUGACUUUCUUCUCACGGUAUGCGAAGUUGAACAGUGUGAGGCUUCCUCACCACGUCGGAGAUAAGGAACUCUUUUGUGGUACUGUUUUGGUUGAAUUCUCGUCUGAACAAGAAGCUGGAGAUUUCUUGAAGAAGAGCUUGGUCUAUGGCGGUGUUGAUUUGGAGUUAAUACCGAAGAGAGAGUUUGACAAACAAAGAGAGGCUAGGAGCAAGGAACUCGAAUACUCAGUGCCAAGAAAUAAAUUCCAAAGAGGUCAGAUUCUCAGAUUUACACUGAGAAAGAUAGCGAGAGCGGAGAAGAAAGAAAGUUUAUUGGUCGACGACAAGGCUGAUCAGCUUGUGGUUCCGGCGUGGAGUAGCUGUGAGGUUUUCAAGGAGGUUUUUGAUAGAUUUGGCAGCGUCAGGCACAUUGAAUACUCUGGUGGAAUGGAUUCUGGUUACGUUUGUUUCAAGAAUGCAAGAACAGCUACGAAAGCCAGUUCCGCGGUGGAGUUUGUUGGAGGUUUGAUUGUGAAGAAUACGUUCUCGGUUGCAUUGGAAACAGUGGAUGAGGAGAUGGAGAUUGAGGUGUGGAGAAGAGUACCAUUAUCAGCUAAGCAGUAA